AUGCUGCUUCCCCGUCGCACCGGUAAGCAGUUGGAGCUUAUGCAGACGCUUUUGAUCGCUCUGCCUUCCUUCAUCMUGUUUGGAUACAAUCAGUCGGGAGUAGGAGGAUUGCUUUCUAUUGAGAACUGGGUCAAGACUUUCCCCGAGAUUGACACUCUACACACCACCGGAGCACAAAAGCAGACGAAUAGCACUAUUCAGGGUACGGUUGUCGCUACUUGCACACUCGGGGCUUUAUUUGGUUCUUUAGCUUGUGCGUCCAUCGGUGACAUUCUUGGACGACGAAAGACUGUAUUUCUGGCUGCUGUCUUGACCUUUAUCGGCGAGGUUCUGGAGUGCACGAGCUUUGGACUGGCACAAUUCGUCGUUGGUCGUUUCAUCACUGGUCUGGGUGUCGGAGCUCUGAGCACAACUGUGCCCGUCUGGCAGUCAGAGUGCUCGAGAGCAAUCAACCGUGGACAGCAUGUCGUUAUUGAUGGCCUCUUCAUUACUGUGGGAUAUGUUUUGCAGGCGUGGAUAAACCUUGGCUUCUUCCAGAUCAAGACCGGAUCGCUCUCAUGGCGAAUGCCUUUGGUCAUCCCAGCAAUCAUCUCCCUGAUACUUAUUGCGUCCGUCUAUCUGGUUCCUGAAUCACCUCGCUGGCUUGCAUCAAAGGGUCGUAUGGAGAACGCUCGCCAGAACUUGUCGACACUACGGGAUGCUCCAGUCGACAGUUUCGAAAUCUCGUCCGAGAUAGGUGCCAUUGAAGUCACACUGGAGGCCACCAAAAGUGCCGCUCGGAAACGGGAUCUGUUCAAAAUGGGCGAAGACAAAGUUUUCUACCGCUUCGCUCUCUGCCUUAUCCUGCAAUUCUUCCAGCAAUGGUGCGGUAGCAACCUCAUCUCCUCUUACAGCACUACCAUUUUCGAACAAGGCCUGAGUCUGGACAAGGAGACUGCAAGAAUCCUCUCCGGGGCUUGCCUGACCUGGAAAUUCCUCAGCUCGUUCGUUGCGUUUUUCACCAUCGAUCGCUUUGGACGCAGGAAGCUGUUCAUCUUCAGUGGAUUCGGCAUGUCGAUGUGCAUGACUGCACUGGCCAUCACCAACAGCUUCCCCAAAGAGAACAAGUCGGCACAGAUCGGCUCCGUGUUCUUCGUCUUCUUCUUCAACUUCUUCGUUCCGAUUGGAUUUCUGGGAUGCAACUAUCUCUACGUGACAGAGGUUGCUCCAACCAGAUUACGAAUGCCCAUGACAAGUUUCUCAACUGCCAACCACUGGCUAUGGAACUUCGCCGUCCUCAUGAUCACGCCCGUGGCGAUUGAGAGUCUCGGAUACCAGUACUACAUCCUCUACGCAGUGCUUGGCGGCUGUAUUCCACUCCUCGUCUUCUUCCUGUACCCCGAGACAAUGGGAAGAUCACUCGAUGAUAUGGAGCGGCUGUUCAGAGACCACGAUUCUAUUGCUGGCGUCGUGAAGGCUUCGCUUACGCCGCAGGAUCCUGAGAUUGCUCGACUGGCUGAGGUCGCUGCGAGGAAGGAAUACGACAAUAAAGCGUUUGAUGAUUCGGUGCAGAUCGAGAAGCGGGUUUGA
Molecule: messenger RNA, 1569 nt
Organism: Ramularia collo-cygni
Lineage: Eukaryota; Fungi; Ascomycota; Dothideomycetes; Mycosphaerellales; Mycosphaerellaceae
Product: related to sugar transporter
Exons: 3
Coding region: 1-1569 (522 amino acids)
Biological process (GO): transmembrane transport; carbohydrate transport
Cellular component (GO): membrane
Molecular function (GO): carbohydrate:proton symporter activity
Source: RefSeq, a predicted model, not a curated record